AUUUUUCAGGCACCACCUAAUGUUGUGACAUCUGAACAAAGGCAUGCAGCAGAGGCAAUUAUAUUGGCAUUCAGGAAAACUAAGCUGCCUUAUAAUACAUGUAGAUAUAUAUUGGAAAAUACAAAGAGUGACUAUGUUUUGUUCCAAACUGCGACCACUUUAAAAGAAGCAAUUAUCAGAGAAUGGACUUUAUUAAGCCCGGAAGAUAUUGAAUCAUUAAGAUCAUUCUUACUUAGAUACAUAACAAAACAUAUCAGUUUACAGAGUUAUGUUCGAGAACAGAUACUACAAACAGUAGCUGUUAUAUUAAAACGUGGUACAUUGGACAGUAAGGGUACAGGAUGUGAUAAUAUGUUUACUGAUGUCACAAGUUUAAUUGGUAGUGGUAAUGUUACAAUGCAACUAGUAGCCUGUUCAAUGUUAACAUCAUUAUUAAACGAAUACUCUAGUUCCAGUAGAACAAGUAAUACAGGUUUUACAUGGGAAUUUCAUACAAAGUGUAAACGAGCUUUUGAGACAAACAAUUUAAAGAAAGUAUUUUUAUUUUGUCUACAAGUAUUGAAUGAAAUUGAUGCUCAGCCCUCACCAUUAACUAGAGAAGCUACAGCUGUAUUAAAUAGAGUAUUAUCUAUAACAGAACAGGUGUUAUCAUGGGAAUUUUCACCCAAAUCAUUAUUACGAAGACGUGUUGGGUUAUUUGAAACUAAUAAUUAUGUUACAUUAAAACCUAAUGAAGCUUGGAGAGAUACAUUAUUAGACAGAAAUAUAUUACAGUUAUUUUUCAAGAUUCAUGAAAAAGCCAGAUUUAAUUCUGAAAUGGCCCAUCAUUCAAUUCAAUGUAUUGGACAACUGGCAUCUUUAAAUGGUGUAAUAUUUACUAACGAUGAAUCCAGAAAACAAUAUCUACAGUCAUUUUUAGAUGGUUUUCUUCAUUUACUUGGGAGCAUUGAAUUACAAGAUUUUGAGAAUUUAGGAGUAGCCACAAUUUUUAAAAAUAUUUUCAUGAUGUUCCCAAUAAAGAUCUUCAUGGCUUUACCAGAAACACAUUUCCAGGCUUGCGUUGAUCACAUGACUAGGUUAACAUGUCACAUGGGAAGACUGGCUGCUUUGGAGGAAGCUCUGCACAAAGAUGAUUGUAUUUAUAUGGAUGGUUAUGAGAAGAUGUUAGAAACAUGGAUGCAGUUAACAUUAGAGAUUAAUCAAUUACCUGAAGGUUCAUUAAAACCUCAAGCUACUGAAGUCUUUCAUUCUUAUUUACAAUGUCAUAUCAGCCCACCCGAGGGUUUAAGAUCUCAGGUAGGUCAUGUUGAUUCAGGUAUAGAUGAUGAAGAACUUGGUGAAUUAGAUGAAGAUGAUAGAGACAAGUUCUCUGAUCAGUUAUGUUGUAUUGGUGCUCUAGCUAGAAUCAUACCAGAACAUUCCAUACCAUUAUUAGCCAAAGUAUUAGAAGAGCGUGUUAGUAGAUUACAUGGUCAAUUACAGAGAUUACAGCAACAUCGUGAUACGUCCGGUACACUCAACGCCUCCUUUGAUACCUCAAUACUUAAUAUAUUACAUGAAGAUCUACAUUGGUUAGUAUUAGUCGCAGCUCAUGUACUAACAGAAGAGGCAGAAGGAGAAACACCAAUGAUACCCUCCAAUAUAAUGCAAUAUUCUAUAACAACUAGUCAGACUAUAGAUCUACAUACAACAUUAAAAGUGUUAGCAUCUCCCGGUGAAAGAGUAGAAGAUAUACCUGGUUCUCAAUCUACAGAUAAUGUUGUCAGGUUGAUAUCAGCUGUAUUUAGAUUAUGUGAAGUAGAAACUAGAGCUGUUAAUGCUAAACUGACAGAUUGUGUGAGUCCACAAGUUGGUAGUACGUGUAUGUGGUUUUUACGGCGAUGGGUGUUAUCAUAUUUAUUACCAGAUGAGAACUAUUAUUCACAGAUGAGCAUGGCAUUACAAUCAGCGUUUGGUCGUGAUACAGAUGGUGCUCAGUGGGUCAUAGCAUUCCUUAUUCAGAAAAUUAUAUCUAAUAUAACUACAUGGAGUUCUGAAGAACAACUUGUAGAAGAUUCUUUAAAAGUUUUAGUUGCCUUACUUAAAAAUGGUUCAAAAGCUGUUUAUGUAGUGAAAUGUAAUUUAUUAUGGGAUCUUGCCAGAUUAGAAGCUAAUAAUGGACCACCUUUAUCAUUAUUAUCAUCAAUUUCUAGAAGAUUGUUAUUGAAGGCUUUAGUGCUAGCCGGCUCAGCUUUCAAAGACCCUCCAGUAAAAGAAGAGUUUUGGAAAAUAAUAUUACAGUCUAUACAAGAAAGAUUUUAUGGUUUAAUAUGUGGAGAAAACUUUGUGAAAACUUUCCAUAAUGUAGAAGUUCAAGAGAGUGUGUGUUGUUUAUUAGAAUCAUUAUUAGGUAUUGCUCAAGGUACACGAGUGGACAAUAUGGAGAGAUUAUUUUUAUAUUUAAGUCCAUUUUUAGCUGAAAGUGUUAAAUUAAUAGAGGUUUACCACAAUUAUGAAUCUAUUAUAUCAUUGAUAUUAGAAUUAUACUCAGAAGUUGUUCAGAGACAUUUAUGUUAUCUAGGAGAGUCAAACUGUAAGAAAUUAUAUGAUUUAUGUCUAUCAGCAAUACAAAUGUACUCUAAACAUAAUACAGGUAAAAGAAUAGUAGAUGCUAGUGAAGAUGAAGAAACUAAAUAUAGAGAUAUUUUAACUGUCAUGGAAUUAUUAACUAAUUUACUCUCUAAAGACUUCAUAGAUUUUGGACCAGCUGAAGAAACACCGUCUAAUAGUCAAGUGGAAGGGGCAGAUGUUGUGAUGUAUGGUUUAAACAUUGUUAUACCUAUCAUGUCAUUAGAGCUUUUAAAGUUUCCAACACUGUGCUCACAGUAUUUUAAACUAUUAACCUUUUUAAGUGACGUGCAUCCAGAGAAAUUUACAACGUUACCAGAGAAUUUAUUUAAAUCUUUAGUCACCUCAAUAGAACAUGGUCUCACAGCUUUUGGUUCUGAUAUUACAAAGAUGUGCCUUGAAAUUAUUACCUCCCUUGCCAGUCAUGUGUUCGACUCAAAUUUUACUGGUUCAACUCUCCAUACAGCAAUGUCACAUUUUCUAAAGAUAGUAUUUCAUAUGUUAUUACUAGAAAGUUUUGAUAUGGAUUUGAUAGAAACUGCCAGUACAGCUUUAUUCUGUUUAAUAUGUUGUCAUCAGGAUCAAUAUAAAGAAUUAGUUAAUCAAUUAUUACAGAGUCAGUUAGAAGAUCAGUAUAAACAACGUUUACUAGUGGCCUUUAAUAACCUGACACCAUCCACAUUAACUAUGACUAUCAAUCGACAGAGUAAAAUAGCCUUUAUGCAUAAUUUUGACCAGUUUUUGGUGAAUGUUCGAGGAUUUCUCUGUGUUAAAUAA
Lottia gigantea (owl limpet) is the source of this 3384-nucleotide messenger RNA. RefSeq lists its product as hypothetical. Gene Ontology annotation, cellular component: cytoplasm; nuclear pore. The record is from RefSeq and is a predicted model, not a curated record. NCBI's taxonomy places the organism in Eukaryota, Metazoa, Mollusca, Gastropoda, Lottiidae. The annotation marks the transcript as partial. Gene Ontology annotation, biological process: protein export from nucleus. Gene Ontology annotation, molecular function: nuclear export signal receptor activity. The transcript has 24 exons.